CUCUCACCCUCCCUCCCUUCCAAACCCAUGCUCUGCAGAGGGGAGAUUGACACAGCAUUUUCAGCCCAGGGUGUAUGAGUACGCACAGGAGAGCGCGCACACACAGGAUUAUAGUCAGCGAAGGAGGCAGCGGAGGACAAUAACGGAUUAAAAGAGAGAAACAACAGGGAUAACAGAAUGAAUAAGUGAUGAAGAAGAAACUAAAAGAAGAAGCUAAAAGAGAGGAAGAAUAAAAUAAAGGAUCACAGACUACAUGAAUCUAAGAAUGUGGGACCUUUGCCCUGGACAGUGAACGUGGGAUUUUGAGAGGUGAAGUGGUGGUACACAAGGAAUUCAAAUUACAACUAAGUGACAGAAAACAACAACUAAGUUGCAGUUGGACCAAGCACCACUUCCAUGGUGGAGACCUGAUCUUUGGGAGCAGGACAGAGUCUGGCCUCCCACCCAGGCCCCAUAUCAGUGAUCACUGGUGCCAUGGGAACAAGUAGGUCCAGCAGGUACAGCAUUGUGUCAGCCUUUUUACCAGAGGAGGAACGCCAGAAGAUCUCUAGCUUAGGACUCCACAACGGCCACAGUUCCCCCAACAUCCGACUGCACUCAGCCUGCGACACAGAGACAGAAGACAGUAGGAGGAGGUCGGGAACCUCUGCUGUCGUGCACAGCACAAGGGGACAAGGAGGGAUGAACAACUACAACGGGAAGAUUCUGACAAGGGGCUCCAGCCAAGUACGGAGCCGGUUUGUAAAGAAAAAUGGACAAUGUAAUGUUUUAUUCACCAACAUGGAGGAAAAGAGGCAGCGCUACCUAGCUGACAUCUUCACCACCUGCGUGGACAUCCGCUGGAGAUACCUGCUGCUUAUAUUCUGCGCCAGCUUCAUGGUCUCGUGGCUUUUCUUUGGCAUUAUCUUUUACAGUGUCUCCCUGGCACAUGGGGACUUUGAGGAGCUCCCUUCAGUGAAGGGUGAUGGGCUGGCGGUGGGGGGGCUGCAUGGACCCACUUCUGGACAUACAGCUGGAGGGCAGGCACAAAGGAUGCCCUGCAUACUUCAUGUCCAGGGCUUUGUUGGGGCACUCCUGUUCUCUAUGGAGACCCAGACCACCAUUGGUUAUGGCUGGCGCUGCGUUACCGAGGAGUGCCCUGUCACUGUGAUAACAGUGGUUAUUCAGUCCAUUGUGGGCUGCAUCAUUGACUCUUUCAUGAUUGGCACCAUCAUGGCCAAAAUGGCGCGGCCAAAGAAGAGGAACCAGACCCUUGUGUUCUCCAAAAAUGCUGUCAUCGCCCUGCGCGAUGGCAAGCUGUGCCUCAUGUGGAGAGUGGGCAACCUGCGGAAGAGCCACAUCGUGGAGGCUCAUGUCCGUGCCCAGCUCAUACGUUCAUAUGUCACAGCUGAGGGUGAAUUUAUACCCUUGGAGCAGAUGGACCUCAAUGUGGGCUAUGAUGAAGGCACAGACAGGCUGUUUCUAGUAUCCCCGCUGGUUAUAGUCCAUGAGAUAGAUAAAGAUAGCCCCUUGUAUACUUUAAGCCGAGCUGAUCUGGAGACAGAUGACUUUGAGGUUGUUGUGAUCUUGGAGGGGAUGGUGGAGGCCACGGCCAUGACCACCCAGUUCCGUAGCUCUUACCUUGCCAGAGAGAUCUUCUGGGGUCACAGGUUUGAGCCUGUGAUUUAUGAGGACCGGGACCGCUACAAGGUAGACUACACUCGCUUCAACAAGACCUAUGAGGUGCCGUCAACGCCCCACCUUAGCGCCAAAGAGCUUGACGAGGCUGCAAGCCGGGCUUCUUCUGCCGCUUCUCCUGUCUCUGCAUGUAGAACCACACAAGACUUGAUUCCCAGGUCGCUGAGCGCCUUUUGUUAUGAGAAUGAGGUAGCAUUGAGCUGUGGGGAAGAAGAUGAUGACAUCUUCGACUCCUCCCAGAUUGUAGGGAAGGAGAAGGCAGAGGAGAGGAGGACUUCAGUUUCUGUAGACUUCCAAAAUAUGUUCCAGGACACUGCCACCAUGACAUCAGGCAGUCACAACGUCAUGUGUGUUCUGGACAUGGACAAUAACCAGAUGGAGUUUGACAUCCUACAGACUGCCAUCCCUCUUGAUCCAGUGACCUAUAAGAGUGAGCAAGAGAUCUAAAGAGUGCAGGGAGAGUGGAUUGCCACUUGUCCCUCUUUUUUCACCCACAAUUCCUUUCAACUUUAUCUACAGUGAGUUGGACCUGAAGAGGGAUUUCUCUGUGAUGUUUUGGACUGCAUGUACAGAAAUUUAAACCCCCUUUGCCUUGCCAGUGUUGUUUUAUAUUUAUAUUUGUUUUUUCUUCUUAUUGAGAUCAGAAAUUAAGAAAAAGAAGAAAUUGUUUUCCUGAAUUUCCUUUUGGCCCAUGCAACUGCAUUCCUUGAAGAGCCAUAAUGAUCAACCAGACCAGACAAAGAAUCUCUGACAAAGCACUGAUGGGCUUUUGGCUCCCUUUUAUUAUGAUUUCAUAACCAAAGGAAAGCACAAUAGCAGAAAAAAAUAUCCAGAAACUUGAGUCAUGUUUUAGGCUAUAUGUACAUUUUGCAUAGUGAAAUAAAUUAACUUUAUUUAAGAAUUUCCUUUUUUUCUGUGAAUGUAAACAAGAGAUUAUAUGAAAGCAAUAGCAGUUUUGAUUCUCUUCUCUUCCUUUUUGAAGAGGACUGAGCUCAAGUCUUACAUGGUCAAUUUCUAAGAUUUUUUAUCAAAGUGUGGUUGAUUUAUGCUUGAUAAUCUCCAUGUGGUUCAUGAAUUUCAAUGGUCAUCAAGCCUGCAAUAGUUCCUUGCAAAGUCUGCUAUUUUCACUUUUGUGAGACUGCCUAUUUUCUUAAAUAAUUUCCUGUAAAACAUAAAAAAACCUCCCUUUAUUUAGGCGUUUUAGUAUACAGUAGUGAGAAACUACUGUUGUUGAUUUUGCUGUGCAGUAUACCAACUACCAAGACCAUUCCAAGUGCAAUCACUAAGUGUAGCAGAAGGAGUAUUUUUCUGAAUUCGAUAAAGAUUCCUUAAGACAAUAACUUUUGACAAAUGUCUUGAUUUGUUGCAAUUUAAGAAGACAUCAUUGCAUUUUAAAUCUUAUGUUAAAAACACAUUUUUUCUUCUGAAAACAAAGUUGAAUUUUAAGAGAAUAUAUUGAAAACAAAAUAUAUUAUUAUAUUUAACUUAGUAGCAAGAAAGACUUUUAUUAGAUUAGAAGUACUAAAAAUAGUCUAACUAAUAUUAAUCUAUUAGUGUUCAUCAAUCAAUAUAAAGCAAAGAACUUUUGUUCACUUCAUGGAUCACUUCAAAAUGUUUUUCUUGGUUUGUUUCUUGUGGAGGCUGUAGCCAGUGAUAACAAACAAUACUGAGAAGUGGCUUUAAUUCAUGUUUGUGCUGUUGUUGUUCGCCAAAGGUCUGGAGUUGGAAAGUAGAGCGCCUCUGAUUUAUGAUUUGGAAACUGGGGUGCAUGCACCCUAAGUGUACUCAUGGUCUUUGAUCGUGGAAAGGUGUGAAGCCUCUGUAAAAGCAGGAAACAAAGGGAUGAAGGUUGAGUAAUACAGUGUUUGGAAAUGUGCAAUAAAUCACUGGAUUGGUACAGUGAGAAUAAAGUCAAGUUUAACUGUAUGUAAAGGUAAAUUGCUGUAAAGUAAGUUGUUACGAUGGUUGUAAAAUACAUGACAUUUAAAAAAACAGUUGUCCUCCUUUUUGCGGGGGCAGCAAAACAGCAGGUUCAGCAUACUGGGAGAAGCAGGUGGUAUAUGACACAAAUUAAAAGCUAUCAUUCAUAGACAAAACAUAUCUAACUGAUUUUGAAAUACCUGUAAUUAAACUUAAUUUUACUGACAUUACUGUAUUAUUCAAAUGUGUCCAAGUUCUCCCAUCUGGUUCUUCAAGCGAACUAAAAACCAACAAAUGUUUAAAUACCAUUUGGCCAUGAUGUGGACAGUGACCAUUUAGGUAAUUUAUGUAAAAUGAAUAUUUUUUUUUCCCUGUCACCUUUGGUUCUGACAAUACUGCAACUCUCAUUCUUGAAAGACUUUUAUUGUUUUUUUUUUCAUUUGUGAAUUAGUUUUUGCUGGUUAUAUUGCUUAAGCAGGCGUGUGUUUUUGUAUCAACAUGGCUGUGUGUGAGAGAGAAACUGAGAUUAUGUGCGUCUGAGCAACGAGCAUUCAGUAGUGUUAGAUUUCAAAAUUUAUAUUGUCUAAAUUUUCAUUGCAAACUUACACAAUAUCCUGGAACAUAUUAAUCACAUGUAACCGUUUUAUUGACAAACAUACACUGCCAGCCAAAAGAAAAAUAUCAUAUUGCAUUUAGAGAUUAUUCUAAAGCAAUAUAUUCAUUAAUGUGUUAUAAAUAACUGCUAUACGUAUAUGUAUAUGUAACUUGUAAGUAACCUAGAUAAUUAGGCUCCUGUAACAGGCAGCUGUACUGUACUGUAUGAGUGUGUACUAUACUAUAUAUUUGUUUUACAUUUGAUGUCUAGAUACUAUGUUUUUCACAGUACAGCAGGACUGCCAGAACAUUUUAAUCAGAAUUCUGGCCAGUUUCCAGAUGUUUAACUCUUCAAAGACACAUUAAGGUUUCUUAGCGAUGUCUUUUUACUGAGUGUCUUCAGUGCUCCAAACACUUGAAUGUUUAUUUUUAAAGCUCCUGAAUACUGGCUCACUGGUAAAUGUUUUACUGGGACACCUAAAUGGAACUGAGCCAUCAUUAAUGUCAUUAGUUCCACCUGUGCUUUUCCUGCUGUGAAAAUGACCUGUUGGUGGGCUCUCUCAGAUCAUAAUUGGCACUUCUAAUUAGUGCUUUAUUGCAUGCAGGUGUUGAAACACGUAGACAGUGUUAGUAUGAAAAGUAACAAAUAUACAGUGCAGUAUGUUUUCUGGUGACUCACUGAAUUAAUUCCAAUGAAAUAAAAAGUCAUAAAACACUUAUAGGUAAAAAAUACAUUGUUCAAAAGUUUUGACUGGCAGUGUAUUAAAGUCUUUCUGUAGUGUUUUGAAUUGUAUAACUAGUUCAUAUUUCAACAUAAAUGCAGAAGGGAAGCCAACUUGAAUACAAGAAUACAACAUCUGUAAAUGCCAUUUUGUGUAACAGACAAAGUAUUUUGUUUCCUUUGCUUCUGCUUUGUAUAAAUCUAAUGAUUUUCCAACCCCUGCUUGGAGAUAAAUAUGCACUAAGCAACCUAUUGAACUAAUUGAAAUAAGCUGAAAAGAAAAAAUCUCAAGUACAAAGCACUUUAUUCUUCCUUGCAUACCUUUUGAUGUUGCAAAUAAAUAUUUAUAUAAU
Molecule: messenger RNA, 5265 nt
Organism: Siniperca chuatsi (mandarin fish)
Lineage: Eukaryota; Metazoa; Chordata; Actinopteri; Centrarchiformes; Sinipercidae
Product: ATP-sensitive inward rectifier potassium channel 12-like
Exons: 3
Coding region: 475-2124 (549 amino acids)
Biological process (GO): regulation of monoatomic ion transmembrane transport; potassium ion import across plasma membrane
Cellular component (GO): plasma membrane
Molecular function (GO): inward rectifier potassium channel activity
Source: RefSeq, a predicted model, not a curated record